Molecule: messenger RNA, 3601 nt
Organism: Oncorhynchus tshawytscha (Chinook salmon)
Lineage: Eukaryota; Metazoa; Chordata; Actinopteri; Salmoniformes; Salmonidae
Product: SH3 and multiple ankyrin repeat domains protein 1-like
Cellular component (GO): dendritic spine; postsynaptic density; postsynaptic membrane
Molecular function (GO): synaptic receptor adaptor activity; ionotropic glutamate receptor binding
Source: RefSeq, a predicted model, not a curated record
CCUCACUGUAAGUGAUGGUGUUACAGUAACUCAAGUGAUGGUGUUACAGUAACUCAAGUGAUGGUGUUACAGUAACUCAAGUGAUGGUGUUACAGUAACUCAAGUGAUGGUGUUACAGUAACUCAAGUGAUGGUGUUACAGUAACUCAAGUGAUGGUGUUACAGUAACUCAAGUGAUGGUGUUACAGUAACUCAAGUGAUGGUGUUACAGUAACUCAAGUGAUGGUGUUACAGUAACUCAAGUGCCAAAAUUAACGUCUGCCUUUGCUUUGUCCUCAGCUGCUACCCCCUGGAAAAAGAAUUCAGAAUUCGAGACUUCACAAGUUACAGAGAAGAAGAGGACAGUCUAUCAGAUGGCUUUGAAUAAGCUAGAUGAGAUCCUGGCAGCAGCUCAGCAGACAAUCAGCACCAAUGAGGGGCAAGGGACGCGGGGUCAGGGGGCAAGGAGAGACAGGAGCCGGGGCUCCUUUUACGCCAAUGAGCCAAAUUACGACCAGUCAGAAAUGGGGAUGACCGGGCUGGGCUAUGACCGCGCCCAGUUCACAUCAGGCCACGCCCCUCCACAUGGUAUGCUGCGACAGAAAUCCAUCGGGGUGACUGAAGAGGAGAAGUCCCAUCUCAAUCCUCCGGCCAUGAAGUUUGCCCGAAGUCUCUCGGUUCCCGGCCCAGAUGACAUCCCCCCGCCCCCCACCACCGCCCCGCCAGACCCCCCCUUCUCCUCCGCCCCACCGCUGGGCUGGAGAGGGGGCAAGUCUUCCCAGCAGCCCUCUGUGGCCGUGUCCCAGUCCACCUCCACAGCAGCCCACUACCAGCUCUACUCUCAGUCUGUGCACUUCACCCACGGGGGCCGCGAAAGGGCAGGGGGGCCCAGUACCGGCGCUGGAGGAGGAGGGGUGGACCACACGCACCAGUACUCUAAUGCCCCCGCCCACGCCGCUCAGAGCAGGACUGCCUCUAGGAAAGGGGGCUACCCAGGGGAGCCUGUUGGAUCAGGAGGGGGAGGAGGAGUGGGGGGGGGCAAGGCUGCAGGUCUAAGGAGGGGCUACAGUAACGCCGCCCCACCUUCAGGCAGUGCCACAGUGAUGCCCCAGCAGCAGCAGACCACCCAGAGCCAGCCGCAGAGGGCAGACCGCAGUGCGGCUGGAGAGGGAGUACCUAAAGGAGGGGGGGCGCGGAGAGGGAAGGGCCCUCUGGUAAAGCAGUCCAAGGUGGAGGACCUGCGGGCUGGCCAGGGCACGCUGGGGGGCAAGGCCCCAGUGGAGAAGAGCUCCAUCCCCAUCCCCACCAUCAUAGUCAAGGCCCCCUCCAUCAGCAGUGGCAGUGGCCGCAGCAGCCAGGGCAGCAGUGUGGAGGCUGAGCCCACCCCCCCAGGGGAGACCGACAGAACCCAACCCCCCCACGGACCCCCUUCCACCAGCCCCACCACCCCUGCUCCUCCCUCCAUCCCGGCCCCUCCACCACCCUCCUUCCGAGGCCAGGAUAGUGACUUCACCAGCCAGUUUGGGGCGGCCAUCGUGGGUGCAGCCCGCCGGGACAGGGAACGCUUCCAUGAGGCCCGCAGGAAGAGCGCCUCCAUCUUCAUGUCUGCCGAGGAGGAGGUGGGGCCAGGGGGAGGAGGAGGAGGGGGAGGAGGAGGGGCAGGCAGGACACAGACCUCUCAGCAGCAGCAGUUCAGCCCCCAGUCCGGUGGCCCCCCCCCACGCCUCCGGCCCUCCAAGUCCAUCGACGAGGGCAUGUUCUCUGGGGACACCUUCAUCCACCACACCCGCAGCAUGCCCCCUGCCUUCGGCCUGCCAGAGUACUCCUCCCCGGCUCCAGACUACCAGCCCAAGUCUGUUCCGGCUGACUUCUACGGGGCGUCAAGCCGGCAGCAGGUCCCCUCUGGCACCACCUUCAUCCACCCCCUGACAGGAAAGGUCCUGGACCCCUCGUCCCCCCUGGGUCUGGCCCUGGCUGCCAGGGAGCGGGCCCUGAAGGACGAUGGCAGGAUGAGGAGGGAGAGAGGGACCGAGCACCAGUUUGUACGACAGAUGUCCAGUGUGGUGACAUUCCCCUCCCAGGCCACCUCCCCACACCGGCUUCCUCAGCCACCCAUUCCUCCAGCUCCUCCUAUCUGCCAACCCCCCUCCCCCAGGAUCCUCAGGGGUGCAGGCUGGGGCGAGGAGGGGGGAGGAGGGGAGCGGGAGAGGGAGGGUGGCGGGGCCAGAGAGGGGCUGAGGCCUCGCCAGGCCUCGUUUCUGAGGAUGGAGAGUGAGGCAGGAUACAUCCUGUCUCUCACCCCACCAUCUCCCCCCGCUACAGCCGCCCCGUCUCACCCUCAGGGGGGAGGGGGUUCCGGGGGCAGUGGCCUCAUGGUUCUGCCGCCCCCUGCCCCCUCUGUGGAUGUGGAUGAUGAGUUUGUGUUUGCUGACCCACUGCCCCCUCCACUGGAGUUUGCCAACAGCUUUGACCGGGGUGGAAUACAUGUUUAUCAGUGGGUUCCCGGCCCACACCCCCUACCCUCCCCACAGGCGGGGGACUCUACCACCUCCAGCCUUACCUCCUAUGACAGUGAGGUGGCCAACCUGACCCAGUUCCCCAUCCUACCGUGGUCCCCCUCCCAUCUCCUCCACCGCAGCCUCCUCUGGCCCCUUCCGGGGCUCUGCAGCCCUGACCUCCACCGCUCCCUGUACCACCACCACCACCACCACCACUGCUGCCACCACCACGAGGACCUCAGUCCAGCCCCACCAGGACAGGACACACACAGCCCCCUCUGGUUCUACAGCGGCCGGCCGCAGGAUAGGGGAGCACCACCUCACCCCACAGCCAAGGCAGGGGAGUCCCAGGAGACGGUGGUGGACUCUGGGAUAGAGGAGCUGGACAGCCGCAGCAGCAGUGACCACCACCUGGACAACAUCCUGGCCAUGAGCGGAGGAGCCAGAGAGAGGCUGGAAGAGAGGUUUUCAGAAGACUCCGCCUCGGCCCUGAGCCCCCCCUCAGUUCGUUCCCUGUCCCCCUCCCCUAUCCACCACUCCCAGCCCGCCCUGUCCCUGUCCCCCACCCCUUCCUCCCAGUACCCCAACUGGAACCGUCCCCGUCCCCCCAGCCCUCUGUGGCUGCCAGAGGCCCAAACUGGGUCCCCCCCCCCUCCUCCCUCCCCCUCCUCCCCCACCACACCCCUCUACAGCAGCCUCUAUGAGCUUCGCGGCUCUAUGACCCCGCCCUCACCCGCUAACCACAUGGGGGACCCCUACUUCUCCCCUUCCCCUCCUCUCUUCGCCCCCUCUGGUGCCCCUCCUCCCCCAAACGCCUCCCUGUUGCUCAUCCCCUCCCCUGCACCCUCUCCCCGCUCCCCCUGCCUGAGCUACCCCCACCUCCCUCCCCCAGCCCCCUCCAAGCCCUUUGCCUCCAAGCCACUGCCUUAUUGGACCAAAUACGACGUGGCUGAUUGGCUGGGAUACCUGAACCUGGGCGAGCACAGGGAGCAUUUCCUGGACAACGAGAUCGACGGCACUCACCUGCCCUCCCUCACCAAGGAGGACUAUCUGGACCUGGGGGUGACGCGUGUCGGACAGCGCAUGAACAUCGCCCGCGCUCUGAAGAGAGUGACUGACAGGUAA